AGUCCCGCGCUGACAUGUGCAUUGUGCCUGGAGAUACAUUCGCAGUCCGGCCGUAUUAUCGCGGUGACAAGGUGAAGCCGUGCAUUCCGUGCAGCGGUACUAAAGCCUUUGACGGACGCUCACAUCCUCUCCUCACGCCUCCAACGAAGGACGGCCGCUUACUUUCCUUCAGUUCGACCUGUUUACCGCCGAGUCCCAUUCAUCUGCGAUGUCAUCGUCGUCCGCUCCGUCCUCACGAGCAUCCUCCUCACACGGCUCGGCUUCGCAGGUUCCGCAUUCCUCCACUGGAUCGAGGCGCCACCCACCCUUACAGCCACCAAAGCCUCUCUUCUUCGUCGAUCGCACAGUUGAAGAUGCCUCUCGAGACCCCUUCCGCACUCCAGCGCACAGUAUCGCUGACGAGUCCGUCCCCACUACGCCGAGGAGUGAUGCCUCCAACCCGUUCUCACCUCCAGCCAGCGUCGUCACCUUCAGCGCGGAACAGACCGUUCCCGGGACCCCCGGUAUCCACCACCAGAGGGUGUCCAGCGGUGGCUCGGACAACCUCCACCGUCCAAACACCAACGGGCCGCAGUCUUCCUCCACUUUGCGCCAUGCUGCGUCGAUCCCCUCUGUUCCCCACGUCCAAAAGGUGCUACGCGGCAGCAUCCCGCGUGUAGACUCCAUGGUUCGCAACUCGUUCAUGUCGCCUCCGAUCAUGGCGCGCCGGGCGACGAUGUAUGACGGCUGUUCGGUUUCGGAGACGCUCGCCCGUCCCACAGCGAAGCGCCAGCGCUCGACGAUGCUCACAGGCGAAAUCGAGAAGCCUUGGACCUCUGACAAGGACGUCUAUGUGCGUAUAUCAUGGUGGGUCACCUUGGCCGUCGCCAUGAUCGGGGUCAUCGGUGGAGCCAUCCGCUGUUACUUCGGCUGGAGGGAUGUUCCUCGUGUGGGCAACCUGUGCCUCAUCAUGCAGGACGACUUCAACACGUUCGACCAGAACAUCUGGACGCGUGACGUGGAGAUGGGCGGAUUCGGAAACGGCGAAUUCGAGAUGACUACGGCCGCCUCGAACAACUCCUUCGUGCAGGAUGGCAAGCUGUACAUUGUGCCGACGCUUACGUCCGACGUUAUUGGUUACGACCACGUCCUGAAUGGCUACACCUACAAUAUCUCCGGCUGCACGAGCUCGAAUCACUCUGCCUGCGGUGCCGUCUCCAACUCAAGUUCGGGCGCCGUGAUCAACCCUGUCAUGAGCGCGCGGCUGUCGACCGUCAGCAGCCACAACAUCAAGUAUGGGAAGGUCGAAGUUGUCGCGAAGCUUCCCCGAGGCGACUGGCUCUGGCCUGCUAUAUGGAUGAUGCCCGUCAACGAUGUCUAUGGCGCCUGGCCGGCGUCUGGGGAGAUUGACAUCAUGGAGGCGCGCGGCAAUGGUAUCAGCUACCCAGCGCAGGGUAUCAACUACGUGCGCUCCUCCCUGAAUUGGGGCCCCUUCCCCUUCUUGAACGGCGUCGCGAAGACGUUCGGCUAUUGGACGAACCGGCGCAAGACGUACGCGGACGACUACCACACGUACUCACUCGAGUGGACGCCCACGUUCAUGCGGAUGUACGUCGACACACGCCUCGACCACACGCUGCAGCUCUCGUUCAACGAGCCGUUCUUCGAGCGCGGCGACUUCCCCGAGACGAUCGCGAACGGUUCCAAUUACAUCGUCACCCCGGACCCGUGGGUGAACGGCACGAAGAACGUCGCGCCCUUCGACCAGCCGUUCUACCUCAUCCUUGACCUUGCUGUCGGCGGGACGAACGGGUGGUUCCCAGAUGCUGUUGGGGACAAGCCCUGGCUGGACGCGUCGAGUGCCGCGAUGCACGAUUUUGCCCAGGCGCAGGAUUCGUGGUAUGCGACCUGGCCGCAGGACACCCAGGAUCGCGCAUUCAUCAUUGAAUCCGUCAAGAUGUGGCAGUCGUGUUAGAGUGGCGAGAGAUUCGUCGUACUGCGUUGUCGACUUACUCUGAGGCUCACCUCUCGCGGAUUCCCUGCUUGUCACCAUCUACCACGAGCUCACCCCCGGUGUAGAGAUUGCCAGAGUCGGAAGGUCCCGUUUUUGGUAUACUUGCCAUGUCGGACAUUGUUGUACAGAGUGUCACGAUACACCGUCCGGUCCUUGUUCCUUCGUAGCGCUUUGCCACUUUUUCGGGCGGGUUUUUCUUUCUGGAGUUCUCACCUGGUCAGCAUUUUUCGUAUCGUAUACUCUGUCGGUGUCAGCCACCGUUAUAAUGUC
Rhodofomes roseus is the source of this 2263-nucleotide messenger RNA. Its product is annotated as concanavalin A-like lectin/glucanase domain-containing protein. The transcript has 4 exons. The record is from RefSeq and is a predicted model, not a curated record. Gene Ontology annotation, biological process: carbohydrate metabolic process. NCBI's taxonomy places the organism in Eukaryota, Fungi, Basidiomycota, Agaricomycetes, Polyporales, Fomitopsidaceae. Gene Ontology annotation, molecular function: hydrolase activity, hydrolyzing O-glycosyl compounds. The coding region runs from base 209 to 1954 and encodes 581 amino acids.